This is a messenger RNA of Lindgomyces ingoldianus, 1002 nucleotides long. RefSeq lists its product as uncharacterized. NCBI's taxonomy places the organism in Eukaryota, Fungi, Ascomycota, Dothideomycetes, Pleosporales, Lindgomycetaceae. The transcript is spliced from 9 exons. The record is from RefSeq and is a predicted model, not a curated record. Bases 1 to 1002 code for a protein of 333 amino acids.
AUGAUCGUCCUUGCAGCCCGACCUCCAAGUGUUCAGCUGGACAAGGGUGGGGGCUCGUUUUUCGAUCGCCGAGAACGGGGUUGCAGGGAUUGGCGAGGCUUGACGGACUUUGGCGUGGAUCAAUCAAAAGUGGCUUUGGACGUACUCUUCGAGCGAUUGAAUGGUUUCUAUGAGUUGGCGCGGAGCAUUUGGUAUAUUUCAAGGCAUAAGGACUCUGCACUUGCUUCCCCAUCCGAAGCAUCAGCUCAUCUAAUGGCAGUAAAUGAUCAGUCUAUGAGCUUCUCUCUUCGCUUCGGAUACAACACCACUUUCAGGCAGAGGGUGCCUCUUCAGCUGGGCAAGGGCGUUUUCCUUCCCGACCCGGAGAACAAACUUUGCCGAGAAUAUGUAAAGAGAGACCUCGUCCGACGACUAUUUGCGCUUGUCGGGAAGCCGAUAUGGAAUGCCAGACGUGUGACGUUUCAUGUGCCAGGAGAUAUUGCAUCGGGAAGAUUAACCUUGAACUACUCAGCAGUCAACGUUUUCGUUACUAAAAAGUCACAAGUCACCGUCAUUGGCGGCUCACCUGUUUCACGCGUUGAAACACUUCAGCCUCAUAUCUCGUAUUUCGCUCCGUCGUGUUUGACCGGUCAACCAAAGCUCAAUGUAGCCUCAGCCGAUCCCUGCGGGAGGCUUGGUGGGGUCCGAAUCUCGCUCCGUUCUUGGCAACGCCACCAUGGCAUGCUUCGCAUCGUGACAAGUUGGAAGGCCUCGUACACGAUUAAUGUUGAAGCACACCAACAAUAUAGAAUGCGUUUCGCUCAAGAUCAAGUUGUUACGGAUUCCGAGAUAUACGAAAUACGAAAUGCGAAGAUACUUGGAGCUUCUAAUUCGAGCUGGGAACUUGAGAGUGGUGUGAAAAUGGAAAGCUGGACCGUAGACCAAUAUGAGGAUUCAAGCCGUCUUCAACACCUUCAACACAAGAUCAACAACAGCAGCCUCUCCUUCCAACAAUUUCAUUGA